UUUAAAUUCAUUGGUGGUACUUCAGUUUACUGAAACCGUUCACGUUUAGUCACUCUCCGUCCAACUCCAUUAACUUUUGCUUACGUGGCCGUCAACUCUAAAAGUUGACCGUUAAAUGUGUGACGUGGCAAUUUAAAAAUAAUAAAAUUAAAUUUUUUAAAAUUGUCAUCUCAUUAACACUUUUAUUUUAAAUAAAUAAAAUUACAUUCUUCCUCCUCUAGCUCUUUUCCUCUUGCCUACCAUCAUCCUUCUGUUAAUGAAUGAAUAACAACGAUGGGAGUAGUUAAAAGAGACAAGCUUGCUUCUCUGUCUUUCUCAGCUUCCUCUUGUCCAUCCCCACCAUUUUCAUCUUCUUCUUUGAUUGGAGUUUUGUGGGUUACUCUGCUGAUCCAAUUUCUGCUUCUGCUUCCUCCAUGCCAAGCUCAACCUCCAACCCUGUGCAACCCAAUUGAUCGAGCUUCCCUCCUGUCCUUCUUCUCCAACAUCUCCUCCACCUCAUCUCCUCCAUUAAAUUGGUCCUCUGCAGAGUGCUGCAGAUGGGAAGGAAUUGGGUGCGAUGCAAUCAGUGGCCGGGUGACCCAUUUGGAGCUGCCCUUCAGAGGCCUUGUUGGCACCCUCUCCACGUCUCUCGCCAACCUCACCCGCCUCUCUCAUCUCAAUCUCUCCCACAAUCGCCUCUAUGGAGCCAUCCCACAUGCCUUCUUCUUCUCUUCUCUGCCCACCCUCCAAAUUCUUAAUCUCAGCUACAAUCGCCUCUCCGGUGAAUUGCCUACCACUAAUAACAACAGUACUGCUGCCCUUGCCACCCGCCCACUGCCCAUCCAGAUUGUGGAUUUGUCCAGCAACACUUUUCACGGGGAAUUACUUCCAGAAGAUGGUGGUGGUGCCGACGGGGAUAUUGACAUUGGGGAUAAGAAGAAAUUAUGGUUUUUUAUUUAUUUUAAAUAAAAGUGAUAAUGAGGUGGAAAUGAGAUGACAAUUUAAAGAAAUUAUUUUUAUUAUUUUUAAAUUGUUACGUCACACAUUUAAGUCACUUUUUAGAGUUGACCGCCGCUACGUAAGCAAAAGUUAACUUCCAAGAGUGACAAAACAUAAACUGUUUCAAUACAC
This is a messenger RNA of Linum trigynum, 1110 nucleotides long. Lineage: Eukaryota; Viridiplantae; Streptophyta; Magnoliopsida; Malpighiales; Linaceae. The record is from the annotation of a GenBank genome assembly.